Molecule: messenger RNA, 678 nt
Organism: Phialemonium atrogriseum
Lineage: Eukaryota; Fungi; Ascomycota; Sordariomycetes; Cephalothecales; Cephalothecaceae
Product: ubiquitin-related domain-containing protein
Exons: 1
Coding region: 1-678 (225 amino acids)
Biological process (GO): mRNA splicing, via spliceosome; protein modification process
Cellular component (GO): cytoplasm; nucleus
Molecular function (GO): protein binding; protein tag activity
Source: RefSeq, a predicted model, not a curated record
AUGGUAGACUCCCCUCGCAAAAAAUCGCGAUCGCGCUCACCGCGGCGUGGUGCUGCCAAGGGCUUCCGAUGGAAGGAGAAGCGGCCGUCGAACCAGGACAACGCCGAGGGGAGGGAUCGCGGCCUGGAUCGCGGCUACCGCAACCGCUCGCCGCGCCGGGACAGGGAUCGCGAGAGGAACCGGGAUCGCGACCAGGGCCGAGAGGGAGACAGGACCGGAGAGCGGGAGCGGGAGGGAGAGCGACGACCGCGACGGGAUGGCGACAGAGACGGGACCAAGGGCGGGGAGCGAGAGCGAGGGGGAGAGCGACGAGCCGGACGAGAUGGAACCAAAGACAGGGAACCCGGCCGCAGCACGCCAUCGUCAUCAUCUAAACCCCGCGCGCCCAAGGACGAGGGUAGCGGUAGCAGCACCAAGAGACAGGCGGCGGCCCCAAUGUCGGCAAUCAUCGUCGUACACGUCAAUGACCGGCUGGGAACCAAGGCCGCUAUACCUUGCCUUCCGUCCGACACGAUACGGGAAUUCAAGCUCAUGGUCGCGGCACGCAUAGGUCGCGAACCCCACGAAAUUCUAUUGAAACGGCAGGGCGAGCGGCCUUUCAAAGACCAGCUGAGCCUGGAGGACUACGGGGUUGGAAACGGCGUGCAGCUGGACUUGGAGGUCGAUACCGGCGAUUGA